This is a messenger RNA of Auanema sp. JU1783, 3369 nucleotides long. The record is from the annotation of a GenBank genome assembly. Lineage: Eukaryota; Metazoa; Nematoda; Chromadorea; Rhabditida; Rhabditidae.
AUGAUAGUCCUCGUUUGGUCAUUAGUGUCUUCUGUGGUUGAAUUAGCUCGUCGUAAACGACUUGCUUCCUUCCUGGACCGUUUCCUUUCUAGUGAUUUAGCUCAGACAAGUGUUCUUUUAUGUACUCGCACAACAAACAAUGCUGAUGACAACACAACCGAAACAGGCGCUCGACUGGUUCGAUACACCAGCGAGCCACAACUUAAUGCUCACAAAGUUUUAUAUCGAACAGAAAAUGCUCAAGUUUCUAUUGAACAAGCUCAACCAUUAACACUAACCGAUUGGCGUUUCGUGCCUUCCUCAGCUUUCGAGCAAUCUGAAGAACAAUUAGUUUUUUUUCUGGUAAUUCCAGUACGUGUAUUGGUGGAAGAAGACAGCGAUUCCGAACUAACAUGCACAGUAUAUUUACAAUCAAGUUGUGAACGAAUUGCUUGGAAUCGUUUGCGACCUGCUUCAAUAUACGUCUGCCCAGUUGAAAGGUUCGUUGACGUUGUGUACGCGUUUUCGGAAGGAGCCCUUUAUGAAAAUAACAGACAAUCUCUCAUAGAAUCUGUCCAGACUAUAUCAAAAGCUUGCCUGCCGGAGACGAGUGGCUUAGGAUCCUCAUCAAGUAUAACUAAGAAAGCUUUACCAUUGUUGGAACAAUUAUAUUGGGGAGACAGCAAUUCUCUGAGUUCGGGAAGAAAAAGAUUUGUCAGCGAACAAACUUUGCUACCGGGAUCAUUCGGCUCGCUACCCAGACAAUUGCAUAUAUCUCCACGUCGACGACAUCGCUCUUGCAACUACAGCUCUUCAUCUCUGGCUUCAACACCUCGAAAGGCUACAAUUACAUUGUUCGGAGAUUUAGCGGAACAAUCGUUGAAGUUCUUCGAAAAUAAUCAGCUACCACCAUACCUUCGUUAUAUUGAUAAUCGCGAUCGAAGAAUAACAUUGAACAACAAACCGGCAACUGAAAACAUGAGCCUUCCAUCUAGUAAUGGAGUGUCGCCUUCAAUAACAAUCGAAGAGCUUGACCAGCGUAGCAGUUGCCGUAGCGAAGAUGAAUCUGAUAUACCGUUUGUGGAUGAUUCUACUCUUACAUCACCUCAGUCAACAGUUGAGAAAUCAUCCUUCGCAACUGUUAUUCAUCGACAAGAAAACCCGUGGUCAUCAAGAGAUCUAACAAAAUCUGAAUGUGCUAAGAUCAUCAGUGGAAUAGAAACCCUUUGUGAAGAAAAGCCAUAUGUAAAUAAGAAUGAGACGAAUAUAGAUUUAUCAGACAAAGAAAUAAAUAAAUCAAUUGAAGUAAUGCUUAACCAACACAUGGAGAGUCUGAUAGAUAAUCACGAAGAUUCUAAUAAAAUUGGAAACGGCAAGAUUAUGGAGAACAAUGGGCAUAUUCUGCCCAUUCAGGAGCAUCUUCCUCCUUCUGGCUCAUCAGCUACACAGCCACGUCGCAGUCCUCAACGAAUUUCAACAACUACCACUGCGGCUAUGUCUCGAUCGACGAAUGAGAUAAGCAGACGACGCCAUUCCGCCAUGCCCGGCACGUCGUAUUUAGAUUCAGACGAUGAGCAUUCUGCCCGCUUCCGUUCUUUGAGUCCUAUCCAUCACAACUACUAUCAUCGAAGGUCAAUCAGUGGACGCUCUUCAGACAUCCUUUUUGAACGACAAUCGUUCCGUCGGCCUUACACUCCCACACGAAAGUUUCUUUCAUCAAAGGCUCCGUCCGACAGAGCUAUGUUCAAGCCGCCGUCCAUUCUUGUUUAUACGGGACAGCAGCAAGAUCUGUUUCGACGUAUUCGGAAUAACUUGACUCGUAUUUUGCCUGAAAAUAAGUACACCGUGUUUAAUAUUAGUGCUGAAGCUAUCAAAAAACAGCCAUGGAUUGAGCCGACGACGUCAUGUCUCGUCAUAGCUGAUACAAAAAACCUUGACGAUGCAGCUUGGGCUAAAAUGCAAACAUACUUCAAUCAAGCUGGAAAAAUCAUUUUUGUUUGUCAAAACAGAUUACUUGCUAGUUUGACUGAAUGUGAUUCCACGAAAAAGCAGGCGGAUAUUCUACGAAUGGCAUUUGGCUCGCGUGACCUAUCUAUGGGAAAGGAAUUUGAACAAUUUCUAAAGAAGUCACUCAAAAGCUUAACCAAACAUGGACAAGUUAACGAAAAGUUUCAUUCUAAAGACUUGAUUGGAGGCUUAAGCUAUUCCGUGGUGCUGUCCAAAACUUCAGAAUCUCCAUUGUUUUUGUAUAUGCAAAAUAGUGCUCAUCAAGCUGCUGCUAUUUUCUCCGACGCCACUUCGGAGCAAUUAUUGGCUCCUGGCAGUAAGAUACUCUCAGAAUCUUUAUCGAGAAUUGGGGUGACCGUUACUCUCAGUGAAAUUCCUGCUUUAACCAGAGCACACCUUGUAGCCAAAGAUCAGAACACCAUAAAGAACCUACAGGGUGUGCGUUAUGGUGAAGAAAUAGGAACAGCUCCUAAACUGUUUUUGAGGACGGCUGAGAACUUCAGAGAGAAUGGUUUACCAUCGGCUACUGAGGAACUUGUUCCUGUCAUAGUUGGCGAAUCAGAAGAUUCAGAGUCAUCCUUUAACUUCAAACGAUUCUUCGAUCGUUUAACAACUGCUCGAAUAGGACAUGUUUGCAUGCACAUCCCUGUGGCUACAACUACUAUGGAUGUGUCUGAUAGUUUAUCGGAUGCCAUUCCAACUUGUGAUAACUUUGUAAUCAUUGCUGGACAACAAGUUAGUGGAAAAGGAAAUGAGUUCAUUUCCCCGAAAGGAGCGGCGAUGUUCACAUGUUCUGUUACUAUAACCAAAGGAUGUUUGCUGGCACAAAAUCCUAGCUUUGCGCAACAUAUUUUCGCAGUUGCUAUUGCAGAUGCCAUUUGUUCUUUGAGUGGUCACGAGGAUUUUCCUGUCAAGAUCAAAUGGCCAAAUGAUUUCUUCUUCAAUAGGUCGCACAAGCUGGGAGGACUACUGGCUACUUGCCGAACAAGGGAUGACAGUUUGUUCUUCACUUUAGGUGCUGGUAUAAAUGUCACAAAUUCUCAACCAACAGUUUGCCUGAAUGACAUUGUGCCAGAAGGGGACAACAUUGAGUUCACAGUAGAAGAUGUGAUCGCCGAAUGUUUGAACAAAUUUGAAUAUUGGUUGAGUAUGUAUGAGUUGCGUGGCCAAAAUGAAUUCUUGAAGAAAUACUAUCAGUACUGGUUACACAGUCGAGAGGAAGUUCUUCUGGAAGAUCACGGAGAGAAAUGCAUAAUAAGAGGUUUAGAUAAAUACGGGUAUUUACAAGUUAGAAGUAAAACAAAUCCAAACAAGCUUUUCUCCUUGGGCGAUGAUGGAAACACCUUCGACAUGAUGAAAGGGCUGAUCAGACAUAAGAUUUGA